AUGGGAGCGCUCCGCUUGGAUACGAGAUCCCGCUUAGGCCUUUGCCCCUCGAUCCAGGAGAUGAGGAUUAGAGAUGUCAUCUGGGCGGACACUGUGAAGGAGGCCGAGCACCUUCUGCAGUCCUUGCUGCAGGAGGGCAGGGGCCAUGUGUGA
Molecule: messenger RNA, 153 nt
Organism: Symbiodinium sp. CCMP2456
Lineage: Eukaryota; Dinophyceae; Suessiales; Symbiodiniaceae
Source: the annotation of a GenBank genome assembly